AACAUGGGUCAAUCCAUGCCAGGCACCUGUCAUCUCUCGACCUCACUUUACGUGCAAUUUUGCACAAUGUUUUCGUGCUCAUCCUCAUCAAUGUAGUUGUACGCCUCAAUGAGACCUCUACUCGCACUCAUCCUCACUGUCCUGCUGGGGUCCACAACAGCCGCAGUAUUGACCAAAGAUGGGAAACAGAUUUGCCCUCUGCAGGGCCAGCAGUUCCCGGUACCCACCAAUCUCUCCCAAGACUCGAUCUUCAACGAAGCACUCCAAUCACUAGAAGCUACACUCCAUGCGAAUAUAUCUCAGACUCCCUACAACGAAACGACCUUCUCCAUUGGAGUCUUCAGCGCCAAUGACGAGGACCUCUUGUGGGAAUUUCACCACGCCGAUGAGCUUGUCAAGAAUAGCAGCCUCGGAGCCAACGAUGUGGAUGCCGACUCGGUGUAUCGGGUCGCGAGUAUCAGCAAGAUAUUGACGAUCUACCUCUGGCUUAUCCACGAUGGAGACCGUCGACUUAACGAUCCGAUUAUCGAGUAUGUCCCCGAGCUGGCAACGGGGGAUGCGAAGGGUCGGGACUACGCUGUACCGGACUGGAGCGAGAUCACGGUGGGAGAUCUAAUGAUGUAUCUGGCAGGGAUUGGGAGAGACUUAGAAGAUGGAUUGAACGACGUGGCAAUCAAGAACUCGGUUACGGAGUAUCUCUCCGCUGAUACGGUGCAGAUGUUCAUGAGCAGCGGGCCGCCGAAGGAAAAGCCGGUGUGUGGGUAUUUCAAAAAUGGGUAUGAUUACAUUGCGUGCAAGGAAGACAAUUACAUUCAGGCCGUCGCAAACCUGGCGGCCGUCUUCGCGCCAGGUUACACUCCCAUGUACAGCAAUGCGAACUGGGCGAUUCUGGGGUAUGCGCUGGAGAAGCUGGCGGGAGAGGAGGUGGAGGCUGUGUUCAACAGUUCGUUGGUCGAGGCGUUGGGAUUGACGGGGACGAGUUAUACCACGCCGAAGAUUGUGACGAAGCACGCAGUUAUACCCAAUGGGAACGUCUCGUCGUCGAGCUGGGAUGAUGAGCUGGGUCCCUUGGCUGCAGCCGCUGGAGCAUACUCCACCACCAACGACCUCGCCAAAAUCGGCAGAGCUAUUCUCAAUAGCACCUUGACCUCCAAAGCCGUCACCCGCCGCUGGUUCAGCACCUCCACCUUUGUUGACUCUCUCGAUCAAGCCGCCGGUCGAGGCUGGGAAAUCUUCCGCCGCGAAGUCAACGGACACACCGUUGAUGUAUACACUAAGGCUGGGAAUUGGGGAUCAUACACCUCCGUCUUCGCCCUCAUCCCCUCCUACAACAUCGGAUUCAGCAUCCUCUCCACCUCUAGCUCGGCUCACGGCAAACUCACCGCCUCCCUCCCCAAUCUCCUCAUAACCACCCUCCUCACCGCCCUCGAAGCCUCGACCCGAUCCCAAGCAACCCACAACUUCGCCGGAACAUACACCGACCCUACAGCCAAUUCCACCCUCACCCUUACCCUCGACACCUCCCCCGGCCUCAAAGUCACAGCCUACACUUCCGCCGGAGUGGACUUACUCUCCACCGUCUUCGGUCGGCCAGACUACGUGGUCGAUUUCCGCAUUGUGCCGAAUCAAUUAUACGACAGACGCGGCUCGGUGGGCUUCACAGGCAUCUACGCAUUACCAGAAGAUGUCCCCAAGAACGGCGAUUUCUACUGGCCGUGUCAAAACUGGCUAGAUAUAGACGACUACACCUUCGGCAACGUGCCUUUGGGACAGAUGGUGUUUGAGGUUGAUGCGAGCGGAAGGGCGUGUGGGGUGAGACUUGUGGCGCUGGGGAUGGAAUUGGAGAGGGUGCAGGCCAACACCCGGUGA
Molecule: messenger RNA, 1869 nt
Organism: Zymoseptoria tritici IPO323
Lineage: Eukaryota; Fungi; Ascomycota; Dothideomycetes; Mycosphaerellales; Mycosphaerellaceae
Exons: 6
Coding region: 109-1869 (586 amino acids)
Source: RefSeq, a predicted model, not a curated record